Messenger RNA from Stegastes partitus (bicolor damselfish), 2338 nucleotides. RefSeq names its product FA complementation group G (gene fancg). Gene Ontology annotation, molecular function: protein binding. Gene Ontology annotation, cellular component: Fanconi anaemia nuclear complex. Gene Ontology annotation, biological process: interstrand cross-link repair. The coding region runs from base 77 to 1933 and encodes 618 amino acids. The record is from RefSeq and is a predicted model, not a curated record. Lineage: Eukaryota; Metazoa; Chordata; Actinopteri; Pomacentridae. The transcript is spliced from 14 exons.
UGGUAGUCAGACGAGGGAAAGUUCAAACAAAACAGCACCAACUUUUCCAUAAAACUGCAAUAUAGUAUGUCAUAUAAUGGCUCCACCACUGUCGUUAUUAGACACAUGGGUCCAGGAAAACAACGAGUUGGUGAACAAGUGUAAGCAAAAAGGAGAACAAGAUGCCGUGAGCCGAGACUGCAGCCAGCCCCCUUUGAAGUGGUUCUCCUUUGAGUUCCACAAACUUUUAAGGAAAAUACAAGGUAUUCCUCCUAAUGCAGAUCACACACAGUUGGAGCUGGCGGUGGUGUUUAAUGCCGGUGUUUGCUCUGCUGCUCAGUCGCAGGUCUCUGAAGCUGAGUUGUUCCUCGCACAAGCCACAGAGAGAGUGUUACAGAUGACAGGAGGUGAUGCUGGUGCUUCAGACCCUCUAGUGCGCUGGAGAACGGUUCUUAAUUCAGUGGGAGACACAGCUUUGCACCCUUCUGUCUUGUACCUUCUCUGUCUGCAGUGGGCAAUAUGGCUGGCCACCUGUCAGCUGAAAACUAUACAGGAAUUUCAGGAGAUGUCUGCUCUGUUUGACACACUGUGUGGUGGAAUAGGAGAUGGCAGUGUCAGCGAGGCAAGGCCAAAGUCCUCAAACAUUCCACUACUGGUGAUGGACCCAAGAAGGCUUAUUGAGUUAUUGCAGAUCUGCACGUCCAUUGCACUAGGUGCAGAGAGGCUGAACGAGGGUCGGAGUUCAGAAGCGCUGUCAAGUCUGCAGGCAGCCUCGGCCCUGCCAGCUCCCAGAGCUCUAGUAGCGUACACACACCUCCUCUCAGGCUCCUGCCUCACCCAUAUGAGACGCCCUCAGAUGGCAUUGCAGUGUUACAGAAAGGCACUUGAGACAGACUCCCGUUGUGUGUGUGCUCUCUACCAGAGCAUGCUCAUUUACAGACAGCUGGGAAACACACAGGCUGAGAUACAAGCUCUUCGCUUGCUGCACUCAACUUUGAUGCUGCCCUCUGCUAUAGAGCCUGCUCUGGGCAGCACCCAUCUCCUCUCUCCGUCCUUACUCCUGCGCAGCCAAUCGCUGAGCAGCCUGCUCUCCGUCCCGUCUGCCCUCACCGUCCUUCACAGUCUGGCCCUCAAAUGUGUGCUCUAUGGCAGAGUGUCAGAGGGUGUUGAACAUUAUCUGGACCUGCUGGCAGUUGUACACUCAGAAGAUCAACAAGGACUGCACACUGAGGAUGCUACCCUCCCAAAGUUACCUGAGCUUUAUCUGGAGGCUGGCGCUGCCUUGCUCAUGGCCCGGCGGCCUGCAGACUGUUUGGCGCUCUGCAAUGAAGUCAACAGCACAACACUGGAACUGCUGCCAGAGAAAGUGGUGUUGGAAGAGCCAGAGGAGAGACGUGAGGCUGAGACCAGGGACAUGGAGGGUGAAAAUAGUUUGGCGAUGGUGCUUUGGACCGCAGCUGCCUACCUCCUCCAGGGUCACUGCCAUUCUCACCUGAAGGACUGGAAACAAGCUGUGACUCACUACACAAGGUGUAUCAACCUGCUGGUGAAGGUACGCUUUAAAAAGAGAGAUUUCCAACCACAGAUCCCCGGUGCAGACAUGGAUGUCAAACGAGGCAAAGAUCUAUGUGUCCUUGAAAGGCUGAAGGGACUUUCACUAGCUGGUAGGGGCAUCUGCUUCAUCCAGAUAGACAAGCUAAAAGAGGCACUGAGAGACCUCCAGCUCGGCCUGCAGACCUUUCCAGAGUGUGUGGGUGCAGGGCUGUGGUGUGGUGAGGUGCUGUGGAGGCUCAGGAGGAGGCGGGAGGCAGCAGCUUGUUGGGAAAAGACCUGGAGCUUGACCACUCAGUCCUUAGACAAGAGUCUACCUGUGUACCUUCAGGAACCUCAGUCUGGCCCUUUGUUGGACUCUACAGAGCUGCGCCACAGAAUACAGGAACUUGGUCCUACCUAGUCAGCCUGGAGACAAAAGGAGAAUGCCCUGUCACCUAGCGAAUCGGAUCGACUUUCUCUGGCCUGUGAAAUGAAACCCAUACCCACAACAAACAUGCAUGAAGUGGGACAGUAAAAUAGAGCAUGCUGUCUGAGUUAACAGUGUUUGAAACUGAGAAUGGACACUCCUGACAUGUGGUUUAUGCAUGAAAUGAUGAUGUGAGGGUCGGAACUGGCUUUUAGGAAGGAAAAGUGUAUGUUAGUCUGGAAGAGUGAUGAAGACUGUUACUUUAAUAUUUGAUAAUACUUGUAAAUAUCAAGCACAGUGCUUACUACUGCAAUAAACUGUGUUGCUGCUUUAAAAUGUGUGUUUAUGCAGCUUGUUGUAAGGAUAUCAUCCACAAAUAAACAUUAGGAUUCGUUUGCA